Molecule: messenger RNA, 1497 nt
Organism: Seminavis robusta
Lineage: Eukaryota; Bacillariophyta; Bacillariophyceae; Naviculales; Naviculaceae
Source: the annotation of a GenBank genome assembly
GCGGUACGUUGGUCUGGCGGCUGCUUAAAUACCUUCGGCAAUACACACACAAUCACGGGACGUCCCUUUCGCAAACACACAAUGCUUUUUGCCUCGUCGAAGGAUGUGUUCGACCACCAGCGCCAGCAGCAAAAAGGAAGAGGGGAUGGUGUACGGUACCACUGACCAGGAGCUGUCCUUGCCACCAAGAUAUCAGGUUGUUUGACAGAGGAGAAAGUUAGAUUUCUCAGGGAGAUAAUAGUAACAGGAAACUUCUGUUUCUGCAUGCUGAGACGACAAACCCGGUUCGUUACAAGGCACGCCUUCGUUCAAAACCUCGAAACUUGGAAGAGAAAUCUCUCUGUUUCAUUCCCUUCCAACACUAAAGGUGCACUUACUGAUCACAAUCAAUCAACCGAUCAUGUCGAUAAUUCAUCAACAAAUCCAGAGGCGGCAACAUUUGCUGGACAACAUUCGGAACCAUCACCAGCCUGCCCUGUUAGUGGUGGCAGACAGAGGUCGGUAGCUGCGUGGCUCGUGGCAGGAACGAGUGGCCGUAUUGUCAGAUAUCUCUCAAGUUGACCGAUGCUCACCGUCUUCUACUUGAUUUACAUGUAAUGCAUUCUUGCCAUGACAAUUCUAGGAUCCAUCUCGUUCAGCUUGGAAAUGGCAAUUCUCAACCGUGAUAGUGUGGACUAUCCUUACUUUCACAAGAUGAUUGAUGCAUUGUUGGUUUCCAAUACUGCAUUUUCCGAGUACGAUGGCUACCGACAGUUGAUGAAACAAAAGCGCUCUAUUUGCUACAAACUAAGCAGUGGCACUACCCUCACUGUCGACUCAACAAAUGACCUGGUCCAAGUAUUGGAAGAUUACUUUGAUGAUUAUGAUGAUGACGUUGUAAACCAAAACUCCAAGCAACGCAACAACAAUGAGGCUACAGAGAAUAGCGUCGAGAUUGCAACCGAGACAAUAGUCUUUGAGAUUGUAUACGGUGUACAGAAAAAGGAAACCUGGAUUCCUCAACCUGCUGUUGUUGUCAGCCGUGCUGUCAGUGGCAGGGAUGGCAAUCACAGUGUGAAAGGGGGCAACGAUCUAGAUAUACUAUCCGACACGGUACUGGUGCCGGUAUCGAGUCGUCAGAGCCCAGGUGACACUAGCGCUCAGGCGGGGGCUCAGCAAUGUGAGGAGCUGGAGGCCGAGAACAAGAAGAGACAUAUUCUCCAGCAAAAGAUUGACAAAGAGGUCAAGAAGCAUGGAACCGACCCCCUCUCCAGGGCACGGUAUGCCUUGAAACGACUUGGGAUCAAUGAAGGAGCACUCGCCAACAGGGUGUUCGUUUUGGCUGCCGUGGUGGCUGCCACAGCAAUGCACGGUGGUGGGAAAGUGGAACGUGUGGUGGCCGUCCGAUGAAGAGCCUUCGCAAAGCACGUGUCGGCUGCAUCAAUCAACCAACCAUCCUACCGGUAUGGCCUGUUGUGGGUGUCUUUGGAGUAGAACUACUAGGCAUUUGUUGUUCAU